Molecule: messenger RNA, 2961 nt
Organism: Closterium sp. Naga37s-1
Lineage: Eukaryota; Viridiplantae; Streptophyta; Zygnematophyceae; Desmidiales; Closteriaceae
Source: the annotation of a GenBank genome assembly
AUGAAGGGUCUGAUUAUGAACUGCAUGGAGAAGAAGACGCAGGCUUAUGAGCUCGUGCGGAAGGGGCUUAAGUUCGACCUGUCAUCCCACGUGUGCUGGCACGUGUACGGGCUGCUGUACCGGUCGGACCGGGAGUAUCGAGACGCCAUUAAGUGCUACCUCAACGCCCUGCGCAUCGACCCCAACAACCAGCAGAUCCUCAAAGACCUCUCGCUGCUGCAGGUGCGCCCACCCGCUGCUGCAGGGUUUGUGGAGUCGAGGCGGCAGCUGCUGACCUUCAAGCCCAACCACCGCGCCAACUGGAUCGCCUUUGCUGUCGCCAACCACAUCAACGGCAGGCUGGACGUGGCGUCUCAGAUCCUGUCAGCCUAUGAGGGCACUCUGGAGGACGAGUCUCCUCCGGACGGGGAGAAGUACGAGCACAGCGAGAUGCUGCUUUAUAAGGUGUCACUGCUGGCAGAAGCAGGCAAGCACGCGGAGGCCUUGGAGGAGCUGGGCAAGAAGCAGCGCCACAUCUGUGAGGUGUCGCUGCUGGCGGAAGCAGGCAAGCACGCGGAGGCCCUGGAGGAGCUGGGCAAGAAGCAGCACCACAUCGUGAGUGGAGGGGGUCAAGGGGGUGAAGGGGUUCAAGUCAAGACUCAAGGGGUUCAAGGGAUGCAGGAUGUGGACAAGCUGGGAGUGAGGGAGCACCGGGCGGAGCUGCUGCACCUUACAGGGCGUAGCGAGGAGGCUAGAAGCGAGUACGAAGCUCUGCUGGCCAUCAACCCGGACAACUACAAGCACUACGAGGGGCUGCAGGCGUGCAUGGGGCUGAAAGCGAGUGCUGCGGAUGGCAGUUAUACGCCGGAGCAGCUGGCGCAGCUAACGGAGCUGUUCAAAGGGCUGCAGGAGAAAUACCCCAAGUCCGCUGCUGCUAAGAGAAUACCGCUGGACUUUCUCCAAGGGGCAGACUUCGAGGCAGCCUUGCAGCCACACGUGAGGCGGUUCAUCCGCAAGGGCAUCCCCUCGCUCUUCUCCGACCUUGAACCGCUCUACGACCAGCCAGGCAAGGCGGACAUCAUGGACAAGGUCUUCACAGCCAUGCUCCACUCCAUUCGCUCCUCCGGAAAAUUCCCUCCUCUCAGUGACUCGUCAGCAGAAGAGGACAAAGAAAACCCCUCUGUGCUUCUCUGGCUGCUGUAUCUUAUGGCUCAGCAUCUGGACAGGAGGGGCAAGGUGGAGGAGGCAUUGGCGAUCGUAGACGAGGCGAUUGCUCACACGCCCACACUCAUGGAUGCCUACCUGGUCAAGGCGCGUAUUCUGGACAGGGCGGGGGACUUCACAGCAGCAGCGCGGCUGGCAGACGAGGCAAGGAGCUUGGACCUGGCGGACAGAUACCUCAACUCGGAGGCCGUCAGGCACAUGCUCAGGGCCGACCAGGUGGAUCUAGCAGAGAAAACAGCAGCGCUCUUCACCAAGCACGGCGACCAGCAUGAGAACCUCUUCGACAUGCAGUGCAUGUGGUACGAGCUGGCGGGUGGAGACAGCUACCUGCGGCAGAAGAACUACGGGCGGGCCUUGAAGAACUACCUCUCAGUGCACAAGCACUACAAUGACAUGAUCGAGGAUCAAUUCGACUUCCACACCUACUGUCUGCGCAAGAUGACCCUCCGAGCCUACGUGGCCACCCUCCGCUGGGAGGACCACCUUCACGCCUCACCCUUCUUCUGCCAGGGCGCCGUGGGCGCUGUGCGGUGCUAUGUGGCUCUGCAUGACCGGCCGGUGCAGGAGGAAGAGGAGGCAGCAGCAGCUGCUGCAGCGGCGGCAGCGGCAGCAGCAGCCAAGGCAGCCAAGAAGGGAGGUUCGGCCAAGCCUGUCGAUGCCGACCCUGAUGGGGUGAAGCUCACUGAGGUGGAGGACAAGCUAGCAGAGGCCUCCAAGCACCUCUCGCUGCUGCUGCAGCAUGCCGGAUCGGAGCUCUCGUCGCUGCAAGUGGCGUUUGACGUGUUCUCGCGGAAAAAGAAGCUCCUGCUGUGCCUGCAGGUGAGUCUUGGCCUGCAGGUUCGGUUCUUCCUCACAGUGCGUGACCUUCCCCCGGCAGAAUCAGAAUCAGAUAAAAUCGUCCGUGCAGUCAUCGAAGCUGAGAGGGCUGAUCUCGGGUGGGUGGCACAAGGGGGACCAGGGGGUCUCAUGAUCAUGCUGUGUUCUGUUGGACACUCGGUCAGUGCACCACCAUACCACCACCAUACCAUCACAAUGUCAUCACCCCGUCUCCCCUCGUGUCACCAUCAAUCCAUCUCCAUGCCUCCCCAUCCACCCCAACGCCACCACCAUGCCAUGCGAGCAGAUAGCUUGCCGCACAGGGCAGCAGCAGCGGAGGCCAUGGCCAUGCUGGAUCCCUCCCUCAAGGCGCGCGCCACUGCCGUCAUCCACGACUCGCAAGAGCCCCUGGCGAAGAGGGCAGCAGCAGCGGAGGCCAUGGCCAUGCUGGACCCCUCCCUCAAGGCGCGCGCCACUGCCGUCAUCCACGACUCUCAAGAGCCGCUCGCCACAAGCUCCUCUCCCCUCCUGCCCCCUCCUCCCCCCUCCUGCCCCCUCCUCCCCCCUCCAGCCCCCUCCUUCCGUCUCCCUCCUCCCUUGCUGUUACCUCCAGUGGCGGAGCAUUGUGGCGGAGCAUUGGCGGAGGGAGUGGGCGAGUGGUCCCUAGACAAUGGCGGAGCAUUGGCGGAGGGAGUGGGCGAGUGGUCCCUAGACCAGUGCACGGCGGUGCAUCGGCUGCUGCAGGAAGGCCCUCUUGCUGAUGAGGCGGCUGCACAAAGAUGGAACGACCGGUGUGCGGAGCGAUUUCCCUACUCGCAGCAUUUCGACGGCAGCAAGAGCUCCGCGAAAGCACCACCACCGGUGGCUGAUGGCGGUGAUGAGGACGGGGAGGAGGGCAGUGCUGCUGGUGCUGCUGCUGGGGAGAACGGGGCGGUGGAGUAG